AUGAGUCUCCCAUUCCCUCCUGGUCUCCCCAUCACAAAGGAGUCAUGGGACCGGCAGCCAUACCAGCAGCAGGUCCAGUGGUAUGCGCACCUUGGCAUGACUGUCAUCGAUCCUGCGCUCGUCGACAACAAUGUCAGGCACCGACACGACGAUAGCCAUCGUCGGACCCGCUAUCACCCCGAGCCUAACCCGUAUGUGCAACACGUAGCCCGAAUAGAGGCUCGCGUGAUGGCUCGUGCUGGCCGUCCAGGUCCAGACGUCGCCCUCACUCGACCUCGUGCUCAGACAGGGAGCGAUCUCAAUCGCCUCCUCGCCAUCGCCAACGUACGCAGACACAUAUUGUGCCCCGGGUGGUCCGUGUACGGUUGUACAUUGUAUGCGAAAGGGUGCGCACUGCGGGAGUACGAGAUCGCGAGAGGACGAAGGUGGGAGAAGGUUGAAGUCGACAAGGAGCGAGGCGGUCAGGUUGAUUGUAGUACAACGUUCGAAUACAACGUAGUGGUCGCGUUGAUCGAAGCAAAGAAUACCGCGUGUGGUUACAAGCCAGUACAAGCCUCGAGCCGGUCCGACUAG
This is a messenger RNA of Coniophora puteana RWD-64-598 SS2, 573 nucleotides long. RefSeq lists its product as uncharacterized. The record is from RefSeq and is a predicted model, not a curated record. The coding region runs from base 1 to 573 and encodes 190 amino acids. NCBI's taxonomy places the organism in Eukaryota, Fungi, Basidiomycota, Agaricomycetes, Boletales, Coniophoraceae. The transcript has 4 exons.